GCGCAUGCGCAGACGCGUUGCGCGCCGCGACUCGACUCGACUCGCCUCGGCCCGACUUCUCGGCUCUCCGUGGCUCGCCCUCCCCGCCGCCAAGGUGCAUGCAUGCAUUCUAUGCGGCGUGCACCGCAUUAGAUGCAUUUCUAAGUCGCGCCGCAAUAAAUCGCAGAAAUAUCGAAGAGUGGAGAGUCUGCCGUGAAACCGAGGGAAACCGGGUGGCCGAGGGAACCGGUGGCGUGUUACCGACUCGACGACUCGACGACUCGACGAAACGACGACGAAGACGCGGUGAGAGAGAUCAUCCACCCGAGGGACCAGGAACGCGAGUCCGAGCAUCGAGAGCAACGAAAGAAGGAGGAGGAGGAGGAGGAGUAGAAGAAGAAGGAGAAGAAGGAGAAGGAAAAGAAGAGAUUCGAGCGGACGAGAACGAUCUCGAGAAGGCUUCGAGCGGGAGACGCGUUGCAGCAAGAGAUUCCCGCGCAGGAGAGGAAGACUGGACAAAGCGGAAGAAGCAGAAUAAGACGAGCAAAGCAGAAGAAGCGGAGGAACACAGGAGUAAAAGAAGAGCGAAAGCGAGACGCGUAGAAGCGGGGUUGCGACGGAAGUGAUUCAAUAGCGAAAGGAGAGAAAGAACGAGAGAACUAGAGAGAGAGAGAGAGAGAGAGAGAGAGAGAAAGGAAGGAAGAAAGAAAGAAAGAAGGAAAGAAAGAAAGGAAAGGAAGAAGAGUGUGUGAAAAAAAAAGAGAAAAACAUAGAGAAAGAGAGAGGAAGAGAGCGGAAGAUCCGGACAGAAGAUAAGGAUAGAUCUGGAAGAGUGGAAGAAAUCGGUAGAGGAAGGACGAGAGAAGAGAAGAAGAGGAAGAAGAAGAAGAAGAAGAAGAAGCUCGUUAGAGAGAACCUCGCGCCGCAUACAUAUAUAUUUCAGUGUGUUCAAAAAACGAGUGUACCUAAGUGCAAUAUUAUUAAACCUAAACGAUAAUAAGAAGCAACCACAACUACCAUCGACGAUAUCGGUAACGACGAGCGGUUAAUCGAUAAUCGAAUAGAAUUCCUUUUAAAGAGUUAAAGAAAAAAAAAAAAAAAAACCCUAGAGUCGCAUUUCGAGGAGGAGUCGUGAACAGACGCGAAUCAGAGUGAGAGAGAGCGAGAGAGAAAGAGAGAAAGGACGAAGGAUCGUACACGCACACGAGGAAGACGCAGGUCACGGCUGAAGCUGUCAACUGUGAAGUGGAAGAGAUCGAGUGGAGCGGCGGAUGCCAACCGAAGCGUCUUCGACACACGCUGUGCAGACGAAGUGACCGAAAUCUCGAGAGUGGAGAACUGCCGUCCCGGUUCAAAGAAAUCACACGACGUAUCACACGCGGCCGACGCGCGAGUCCCUUUCGCACCUUUGACGAUCGACGAAGAAGGGCUUGCACGUUCCGCACCACACCACGCACACACACACGCACAUCGACAUAACGGGGCUACUAACUACUCAGGGCAAAACGGGACGAGCAGUAUCAUCCGCGAGUGCGAUUUCUCACUGCGGUUCAGCACAGAGGGAGAACGUCUACGUAUACUUCGACCAACGGAGGAAUUUCGCGUCUGCACGGACUGUCCUUCUCGUUCACACCGUCCGGGCUGGGCAAUCCUGAAUUUUAACCUGAACUUAAGUGUAUGAUAGACUUUAAGUUAGAUAGAACAAAGAAAUAGGGUGUUCUCCGCUAGAGACGGAGGACGUCCAUUCGCGCGCGCAUCGAUUCAUCAGGCACGAACAGACAGACAGACACACACGCACGCACACACACGCACACACUACGCAGCCACACAUACACACACGUAGAAGAAAGAAAACGUACGUAUCAAAAAACGUAAAUGCAGACCAUAGGAAGGAGGAGCUGAAGAAGCAGAGGAGACGCGACAUCGAACGAGACGAGAGAGAGAAAGAGAAGAACUUGAUAGAACCACCAAACUGCGGAGACGCUCGUACUACUGCACGAUCAGUGUGAGAGAUAUACAAAGAGCGAUCGGCGAUCAAGUUACGGGAGAUCGAGACGUUUCGAAAGAUCGAGAAAAGUGGAAGGGCCAUCGAUCGUAGAUCCGGGAACAACGGAUCGGUGGUGUUCGCGA
Frieseomelitta varia is the source of this 2109-nucleotide messenger RNA. RefSeq lists its product as uncharacterized. The record is from RefSeq and is a predicted model, not a curated record. The transcript has 3 exons. NCBI's taxonomy places the organism in Eukaryota, Metazoa, Arthropoda, Insecta, Hymenoptera, Apidae. The coding region runs from base 99 to 605 and encodes 168 amino acids.